AUGGAAAUCCGCAAACGCCAAGCUUUGGUUAUCGAGGACUCAUUGGUCGUACGAAAAAGCCUGGCACAAGCGUUCGAGCGGCUUGGCUUCGUGGUGACGCAAGCGGUAGACGGUCUGGAAGGAUUGAAUGCGCUUAAAGAAACUAUAUUCGAUGUGACUCUUUGCGAUUUUUUGAUGCCGGUUAUGGACGGCAUGGACUGCGUUAAGCAAUAUCGAGACUGGGAGCGUGAGAACAGACCCUGGUUUCGUCAGCUUAUCAUUGGUAUUUCAGCACAUGCCAAUGCCAACGACAGUGGGCAGGGAAUAAAAGUCGGAAUGGACCAAUUCUGGCCCAAACCGGUCAGUAUCAAGAAACUUAUG
Messenger RNA from Phaeodactylum tricornutum CCAP 1055/1, 360 nucleotides. RefSeq lists its product with no specific name. The record is from RefSeq and is a predicted model, not a curated record. The transcript has a single exon. Gene Ontology annotation, biological process: phosphorelay signal transduction system. The annotation marks the transcript as partial. NCBI's taxonomy places the organism in Eukaryota, Bacillariophyta, Bacillariophyceae, Surirellales, Neidiaceae.